Molecule: messenger RNA, 4644 nt
Organism: Daldinia caldariorum
Lineage: Eukaryota; Fungi; Ascomycota; Sordariomycetes; Xylariales; Hypoxylaceae
Product: exoribonuclease 1
Exons: 4
Coding region: 394-4644 (1416 amino acids)
Biological process (GO): nuclear-transcribed mRNA catabolic process; rRNA catabolic process
Cellular component (GO): nucleus
Molecular function (GO): 5'-3' RNA exonuclease activity; RNA binding
Source: RefSeq, a predicted model, not a curated record
CACCAACAGUACCACAACCCACCCAAAACCUUGCAAACGGGCAAUGACUCUUCGUCGCCGCCGAGAUCAACAACGGACCCAUAUACGCCAGCUUAUCGCAUCGCCCCAGAUGCAUGGCCUUGGAGAUACCCGACAAACAUCUACUUGCAUCGUCUCCUCCAUAUAACGCCUUAACUUCUAGUCCUCUAAACUGCCUUCCCUCCUUCAAAGUUCCUGGCAGAACCUCGGGUCGCGAACCGAUAUAUUGUAGUUCCUCGCGGACGUGGUUUUAGUUAGACAAAAUUUGUCGCAUAAUACGUCAGUCGUUCGACGUCGUACACAUUUCAUACCUUUUUUAUUAUUCUUUUUCUUCUUCUUCUUCCAUCAGCUUCCCACUGAACAAGCGAGGUCAGGAUGGGUGUACCCAAGUUCUUUAGAUGGCUCUCGGAGCGAUAUCCUGCGAUAUCCCAGCUCAUUGCAGAGAAUCGUAUCCCUGAAUUCGAUAACCUUUAUCUGGAUAUGAACGGUAUCAUACACAAUUGUACCCACAAAGACACUCACGAUACCUCAUUCCGUCUUAGUGAAGAUGAAAUGUUUAUCCGUAUAUUUAACUAUAUCGAGCACUUGUUUGGCAAGAUAAAGCCCAAGAAGCUAUUUUUCAUGGCCAUUGACGGGGUGGCCCCCAGGGCGAAGAUGAACCAACAGAGAGCUCGUCGUUUCCGAACUGCCUUAGACGCCGAACAGGCUCGCGAGAAAGCAAUACGGGAAGGCCAAGCAUUGCCAAAGGAGGACCCCUUUGACAGUAACUGUAUUACACCAGGAACCGAGUUCAUGGCUAAGUUAACCGAGCAGCUCAAGUAUUUUAUCAACAAAAAGAUAUCCGAGGAUUCCGACUGGCAGGUCUGCGAUGUCGUUCUGUCAGGCCACGAAGUUCCUGGCGAAGGAGAGCAUAAGAUCAUGGAGUACAUCAGGAACGCGAAAGCUCAACCCGAUUACCACCCCAAUGUCCGUCAUUGUUUAUAUGGCCUGGAUGCUGAUCUUAUCAUGUUGGGCUUGUUGAGUCAUGAUCCGCAUUUCUGCCUACUUCGAGAAGAGGUUACCUUCGGCCGUGCCUCAAAGACAAAAUCAAAGGAGCUAGAGCAUCAAAACUUCUACUUAAUGCACCUGUGUAUAGUUCGGGAAUACCUGGAGUUGGAGUUCCAGGACUUGAAAAAGGAAGGCGCCAUAAAAGUGCCUUUCGACAUGGAGAGAAUCAUUGACGAUUUCAUACUCAUGGCGUUCUUCGUCGGCAACGACUUUCUUCCAAGUCUGCCUAAUCUUCAUAUUAAUGAAGGAGCCCUUGCAACUAUGUUUCGUAUUUACAAACAGGUUCUUCCGCGAUGCGACGGUUACAUCAACGAAGGUGGAGUCAUCAACCUCCCCCGUCUGGGGCUGUUGCUAGAGGAACUGUCCAAGGAAGAAAAUAGAUAUUUCGAGCACGAGUACGCCGAUUCCAGGUGGCUCAAAGGUAAACAAGCAGUAGAAGCCAACGGCGACGCACCAGCCAAGACGAAAGGAACGCUUGUCAUCACCAGCUCACAGAACGAACUAUGGAGGAAAAUUCGGAACUUCAUAAAUACGCGGUCGCCUGCGCCCCUGGACCUUGGUCACAAGCUUGCUGCCGCCGAUCGAAAAUUUGUACAGGAGGCCGCUGAUAGUCUUCAUGUGCAAUUGCGCACCAUUGAAGACGAUGAUGGACGACGCAAUCUAGUCCUCUCAAUCCCCACGAAUCCAGAUGCUGAUGAAAAUGAUGAAGAAGAGGAAGAGGGUCAUAUGGCCUUGCUUCGUGUCGUGAAGCGUUAUGACAAGGCUCAGAUAGUAGACUCCUCAGCUGAAGAAGCCCAGGCGGCUGCGCAGGCAAAGUAUGAAAAAAAAUUCAUGGAAUGGAAAGACAAAUACUAUACAAGCAAAUUCGAAUGGUCCCCGGAGGUUAAGGAGACGGAACUGAAGAAGCUUUGUGAAAAUUACGUUCAAGGCUUACAGUGGGUGCUGUAUUACUACUACAAAGGGGUAGCUUCUUGGCCAUGGUUCUAUGCUUAUCACUACUCUCCCAUGACGUCUGACAUUAUUAAGGGCAUGAAUGCCGAUCUAACAUUCAAACUCGGCCAGCCCUUCCGUCCGUUCGAACAGCUCAUGGGUGUUCUCCCUGACCGAAGCAAGAAGAUUGUUCCUUCGGUAUAUCACGAGCUCAUGACAGAUCCGAAAUCACCAAUUAUCGAUUUCUAUCCGAGGGAUUUCGAGCUGGACAUGAAUGGCAAGAAAAUGGAAUGGGAGGCAGUUGUUAAAAUCCCUUUCAUCGACGAAAAGCGGCUUUUGUCCGCAAUGGCACCUAAAAAUGAGCUUCUUACACCAGAGGAAAAGGCCCGAAAUGGUUUUGGUGUUUCAAUGAAGUUCACAUACGAUCCUAACAUUGACUUCAUCUACCCUUCGUCCAUGGUCGGAAUUUUUCCAGACAUUCCCCAUUGCCAUUGUGUCGAAAAUAUAUUCGAUCUACCUACAACAGAAGGGCUAGAUUUGUAUGUUGGCCUCCUCGAUGGUACGAAGGUCGGUGUGGACGCGUUAGCAGGAUUUCCUAGUCUUGCUACGCUACCUUACAAUGCUGCCCUAGGCUUCCACGGAGUCAAUGUCUUCCAGCAGGAAAGUCGAAACGAGAGUAUGGUUGUUACUCUAGCUGACGUAGAGCUCCGAAGUGGAGUCGAGUCUGCGAAAGUCAAGCUGGGGCAAAAAUGCCAUGUCGGCUACCCCUUCCUGCAGGAGGCCAAGAUCACACGUGUAUCAGACGAGCUAUUCGACUAUUCGUUGGCUCCCGAUGGUUCCGGUCAAGCGAUACAAACUCCCCAUUCUGGAAGGGAGAUUGACGAGUGGAAUAGAAAAGCCUCACGUAUUGAGAACUUCUACAGUAGCCGACUAGGUAUCAUCAUUGGCCCCGUUGAGUCUAUGGUCCAUGUCGAAAUGUUGAAGGGUCUCAUUAAGACAGAUGAGGGUGCGACCAUUAAAGAAUACGGUCCGAUCCCGGGCAUGGAGACGGAUUAUGCGGCACAGACCAUCGUCGAUGAGGUUGUAAGCGAGGAUGAACGGUUCAUCGAAAGGGCCGCAAUACCAUUCGAGGAAGAGUUCCCUGUCGGAUCCCGCUCUUUCUUCCUCGGGGAAUAUGCCUAUGGGCGUCCCCUUCAAAUAUCGAGUCAUACCAACAACCAAGCCGAAAUAAUGGUAUCUAUACCAUCCGUGAAAGAGCCAAACUUUACGCAGCAGAUUAUCCGCCGUGCCGAGCAGCAAAGCAGCUACCGUCCAUCUUAUGCCGUUGCCAAAGACUUGGGGCUUCACCCGCUUGUCUUAAGCAAGAUUACCUCAUCAUUCUUUGUUUAUACGAUUGGCGGCAGCAUGAAGGUUAAUCUUGGAUUAAAUCUUAAAUUCGAAGGAAGGAAGCAGAAAGUGUUGGGGUACUCGAGGAAAUCGAAUUCGGGAUGGGAAUUCAGUCCUACUGCGAUUCAAUUGCUCGUAGAAUACAUGACUCGUUUCCCUGACUUUUUCGCUGCUGUGAUGCAGAACCCGUCAGGGAGUGAACUCAAUGAUACUCAACUCUGGCCGGACAGCAAUGUUGCCAGCGCUAGGAUUAAGGAGAUUGGCGCAUGGCUGAAAACCGUGGAGACCAGUAAGUUCGAGCGAGUUCCUCUCGAUGCCGAACAGCUGGACUCCGAAGUGGUAAUGCAGCUUCAGAAUGCGGUCGAUUCGCUUAGGGAAGCCAACGAAAAACACGAACCUAAGAAACUUAAGGGUGUCCCCCGGUCCGCAUUGCUUAACCCGAAGGAUGCUGCGCAACGACUGGGUAAUCAGAAAUUCAGUUUGGGCGACCGGGUCGUCUACGUACAAGCGUCUGGAAAGGUACCCAUUGCUUCAAGAGGCACAGUUGUCGGCAUCACUACUGUUGGAAACCACCACAUGCUCGACAUACUCUGCGACAACGCGUUCAUGAACGGGACAACCCUGGGCGGUCGCUGUGAUCCUUUCCGGGGACAGACUGUACCAGCCAACUCAGUGCUCAAUAUUACUAACAAGCAAGUAAUUGCAAACUCAAAGAUGAGCCUAGAAAAGCGACCGACGCAGACAACGCUACCUCUUCAUACGCGGGGGUACGGUGCACCCGGAGGUCCAGGUAGCCAACUUCGAGAUGCGCCGGCACCAGGCCCCCUUCGUGGGACGUGGCGCGGCGCCUUAAACGGGUUUAAUCGACAGCCAGGGCAAGCGCGUGGUGGUGGCCAAGCUCACCAGAAACCUAACGGGGCUCCUCGACUGCAACAUAGCAGCUCGGUCUACCAGGCUAUACCUAACAACAAUCCAUCGCAAGUGGGUACCUUAGGAUCAGCGCAACAAACCGGUGGUUAUCCCACACGUGGUCGCGGCGGCUCGAAUCGAGGUGGACGUGGCAACCGUGGUGGCAGAGGCGCUUCGAAUAGCCCUAAUAACACGAAUGGGUUUGCUCCGCAGCAGUCAUAUAAUGCUGUCCCUCCGCCGGCCGGACUAGACAGUCGCGGUGGUAGAGGGCGUCCGCGCGGUCGCGGAGGAGCAAGUGGACGUGGAAUUCGUGGCGGAUCGAAUAUGGAUCAACGUGCCGGAAAUUCUAGCUAA